Pogona vitticeps (central bearded dragon) is the source of this 4131-nucleotide messenger RNA. RefSeq names its product RNA polymerase mitochondrial (gene POLRMT). Gene Ontology annotation, biological process: mitochondrial transcription. Lineage: Eukaryota; Metazoa; Chordata; Lepidosauria; Squamata; Agamidae. Gene Ontology annotation, molecular function: DNA-directed RNA polymerase activity; protein binding; mitochondrial promoter sequence-specific DNA binding. Gene Ontology annotation, cellular component: mitochondrial DNA-directed RNA polymerase complex. The record is from RefSeq and is a predicted model, not a curated record.
UGCCUGGAGCAGGCUAGGCAGAAAUGUGGGGGGCUUAGUGGGGGGCAAAGGGGGCCAUGUCCAUGUUGAAGCUGCAGGGGGCGCUGCUGCGGGGUACAGAAAGCCUGCGGAUCGGGUUAAGGAGUUACUCAUUGACUGAGAUGAAGGAAGAAGCCCGGAAAAAACUGCUGUGGGAACAGGUGGAGUUAGUGGAAGUCUUGGAAGCGAGGGUGAAGCAGCUGCAGGCCGACACGGGGCCAGAGGCGCUGGUGGAGCGGGUCUUCGUGUCCGGGCUGAGGAGGAGCACUGGCCAGCCGGCCGCCCCGUUGCCAAAGGCGUGGGUGCCAAAAAAGCCGGCCCCGAAGGACGACGACCGCGGCAUCACCCCGCCGAGCCGGUGGAUGGAGAAGCUGCACCGAGAGCGACUGGUGAAGCGGAAGCAGCUCGAGGAACUGCAGACUGGGCUGGGGUGGAGGGACUCCUCAGGGGCCAAGGCCAAGCCGAGCCGGUCCCCGCCGAAAGAGAGCGAUGACUUGCCCCCUGCCCUGAAGAUGGGACCCGGCCAGACGAAAGGAAAGCGACUGCCGAGCAGCGCCUCUGAGGAAGGACUGGCCCCCGCCAAGCCCGCCCUCGGUCACCGGGAGGAAGUGGAGGCUCGCCCAGAGCAGCCGCCGGCCCCCGCGGAGGCGAAGGGCGACGAGAACUUCCGGCUGAGCCUUUUGGCCUACCUGGAGACCUGCGUCUUCUUGCGUCAGCUCGACCGUGCCCAGCGGUGCCUCGCCUUCUACCACCACCGCCGGCAAAAGGUGCUGGACCUCCGGAUGUACAACCUCGUCAUGCACGGCCAGGCCAAGCAGGGCGCCCUCCGGCAGGUGGCCUCUGUGUUCCGGAUGCUGGACGAGGCGGGACUGGACCCGAACCCGGAUUCCUACGUGGCUGUGCUAAGUUGCAUGGGGCGCUCCGAAACCCACCCCGACUUAAUCGAGAGAUGUCUGGCGCAGCUCCGGAACGAUGGCUACUCUCUGGAAGGGCUUUUCCCCGAAGGCCUGUACCAAGAGGAUGAGGUGGAGAUGGCGCUGAAGGCCAUCAGGGUGAUCGUGCCGGACUUCCAGCCGCCGCGGCCGCCUCGCAGGACAGGCGCCUGCACCAUCCCCCUCCUCCAAGAUUUCUACGCCCAGAGGAACUGUGUCUCUUAUCCCAAGUUGGAUUUCACUGCUCAAGACCUUCGAGAGCGGUUCCAGCAGCAGCUGGCCCUGGAGACCUCUGGCACGAUCAAUAUCCAAUCGGUGCAGAAGACUCCUGUCACAGAGAGAAUCGUCCAGGCGCGGAUGCUCCUGGACGCGCUCCGUUCCCGCUGGAAGGCGGAUCUCCUCCGAAGCUUCCAGAAAUCCAAGCUCCACAUGGAAAUGAAGAAGACGAACCAGAUCAACUUGUACCCCUUCUUUUGCGUGAUUCCGGAAAAAGAGUACGUGGACAUCAUGAUGCAGAUGCUCUCCACUCUCCCCCCCGUGGGAGAGUCUCUCACCACCAUCGCCCAUGAGCUGGGCAACAAGAUCUACGCCCGGUACCUCAUCCAGAAGAAAAUCCACGGCCGUUUGUUGGGGAAGAUUGAGAGCAUCUACGGCCGUUACGUCCAGCUUCUCGCGAAAGACACAAAGCCGGACAACUUCCUGCCGCGCGAGUACUGGGAGAAAGUGGGCGCAGAGGUUGGCUGCGACCUGGCCCUGGUGGGUCAGGGAUACCUCUGGCCCACGCAAGUCUUGGUCCAGCUGGGCAUCCACCUGGUGGAGCUGCUGGUCCAAGUUCUCAAGGUGGAGAGCAACCUCCUGAUGCCCAAAGCGGAGAAGAAGCUUAUCCCAGCUCUCUACCACGUCUACUCUUUCCGUGGCACCUGGCAGGUGGGGUUCCUCCGGCUGCACCCCAUUGUCCUCCGGCUCUCCUCGGAGGCAGCCGACACGGGCCUCGCCUUCGACGCCUCCGUCCUCCCCAUGCUGUGCCCGCCGGUGCCCUGGAUCUCCGCUCAGGCCGGUGCCUACCUCGCCUCCUCGGCCCUGCUGAUCCGGCUGCUGGACGGGGCCGCCCACCGGCAGCAGGUGCUGCGCCAGUGCUCCCGCCCCCGCCUGGGCGCCGUCUUUGACGCGCUCAACCAGUUGGGCAACUGCCCAUGGCAGGUUAACGGCCCCAUCUUGGACCUCGUCGUCGCCAUCUUCAACGACAAGGGCAACGUGAAGCUGGGGGUCCCCCCACCGCCCUCGGAGGCCCCCCGGCCUCCCCAGGGCCUCCCCGAAGGCCGGGGUCCCCUGACCAAGGCGGAGCUGAAGCGGGAGCAUGCGCAGUGGCGGAAGAGAGCGGCCGAGACCUACAGCCAGCGGAUGGACGUCCUCUACAAGCUCUCCAUCGCCAGCCACUUCCGGGGCCGCGUCUUCUGGUUCCCCCACAACCUGGACUUCCGGGGCCGGACGUACCCCUGCCCGCCCCACUUCAACCACCUGGGGGGCGACCUCACACGGGCCCUUCUCCUCCUCGGGGAAGGGAGGUCCCUCGGCCCCCGCGGCCUGGACUGGCUCAAGAUCCACCUUGUCAACCUCACUGGGCUGAAGAAGCGGUCCCCACUGGCCGAGCGGCUGGCCUACGCCAACCAGAUCCUGGAUGACAUCCUGGACUCCGCCGACCGGCCACUGACGGGCCGGAAGUGGUGGAUGGGCAUGGAGGAGCCAUGGCAGGUCUUAGCGUGCUCUAUGGAGAUCGCCAACGCCGUGAGGUCGCCAGAUCCGGCCGCCUACAUCUCCCAUUUCCCCGUUCACCAGGACGGUUCUUGCAACGGGCUUCAACACUACGCUGCCCUCGGGCGGGACGUGAUCGGAGCCGCCUCGGUCAACCUUUUGCCGGAUGACGUGCCUCAGGAUGUCUACAGCGUGGUGGCUCAGCGGGUGGAGCUCUUCCGGAAGCAAGACGCCGAGUGCGGAAUCCGGGUCGCUGAAAUCUUGGAGGGGUUCAUCAGCCGCAAGGUGGUCAAACAGACCGUGAUGACAGUGGUGUACGGGGUCACCCGCUACGGGGGGCGUCUCCAGAUCGAGAAGCGCCUGAAGGAGAUGGACAGCUUCCCCCAGAAAUAUACAUGGGAAGCUUCUCACUAUCUUGUCAAGCAGGUUUUCGACAGCCUCCGGGAGAUGUUUACAGGGACUCGGGAAAUCCAGGCUUGGCUGACAGAGUGCGCCACGCUCAUUGCCAAAUCGGGGCAGGUGGUGGAGUGGGUGACCCCGUUGGGACUUCCAGUCAUCCAGCCGUACCGUCGCUCUAAAUCCUUAACACUGAAGACCAAAAUGCAAGCUGUCAACCUGAAAUUCUCCUGCGACACCAACCAGAAACCCAACACGAUGAAACAGAAGAACGCCUUCCCUCCCAACUUCAUCCAUUCCCUGGAUUCCACGCACAUGAUGCUCACCGCUUUGCAUUGCCACAGGCUGGGGCUGACGUUUGCCUCAGUGCACGAUUGUUACUGGACCCAUGCGGCGAUGGUCGACGUCAUGAAUCGGGUGUGUCGUGAACAGUUUGUGAGGCUGCAUCAACAGCCCAUCCUGGAAGACCUCUCUCAGUUUAUGUUGAAGAAAUAUUGUGCCGGAUCUCUAAUGAACACAACGAAUAAGAACAGUGGGCUACGUGAAAAACUCAUGGAACGGCUGUCUGACAUCCCUCCAAAAGGUGAUUUCGACUUACAAAAAGUGAAGGAUUCCACCUACUUCUUCAGCUGAUCCGGGCCACACUGGGAGCCCCUUCCUGGGGCUUCCUCCCCAUCAUCUGUUGUGGAACUCGGAUCCGGUGGUGCUGACGCUGGAUGGCUCCAGUCCUGCCCUUCGGCAGGCCAUCGUGGUCUUCCUCGCCCCUUUUUGUUUUGGGGUCCAUGGGGGGGGCAAAUUCUUCCAGGAAUGGACCAGAAGCCCCCGUCGGCAGCUGGGGGGGACUCAAAGCUCUCCAGCCCCAGGCUGGUCGGGGCGCGGAGGGUUUUGAGCAAAGGCGGGCGGGCAAACACUUGCCCUGAAGGGCAUGCAGUGGACUGGUCCAGAUUUCCCUGCCAUCUGGAUCUGAUCCCGUAUCCUCUUCUUCACGGCAAGGAGUUUGGGCAAAUGGUUAAUAAAAAUCCCAAAACACUAA